Messenger RNA from Dothidotthia symphoricarpi CBS 119687, 837 nucleotides. RefSeq lists its product as uncharacterized. Lineage: Eukaryota; Fungi; Ascomycota; Dothideomycetes; Pleosporales; Dothidotthiaceae. The transcript has a single exon. Bases 1 to 837 code for a protein of 278 amino acids. The record is from RefSeq and is a predicted model, not a curated record.
AUGACAGACUCCAACCCCUUCAUUUUCUACGACAUCUCCUCACCCAUAGAACCCCGCUCUUAUGCGCCCAAUCCUUCCAAGGCGCGUCUCGCGCUCAGCUUCAAAUGCGUACCCUUCAAAACGAACUGGGUCGACAUGCUCGAUAUCUCUAACGUGCGCAAAGGGCUCGGCUGCCCGGCCACCCGUAGAUUCGACGAUGGUUCCGAAUUCUACACGCUGCCCAUACUGCGGGACCCCAUCUCGGGCAAGGUCAUUGGCGACUCGUACGACAUCGCCAACUAUCUCGAGGACAUGUUCCCAAACUCAGGCGGCUGCCUUUUCCCUUCGAACUCCACCCGCACUGGACUCGAAUAUGAGAGCCCGAACAAGGACACCCCAUUCUUCGCGCCCCUAACUUCCAACCAAGGGUCCAAAAACGAGGCCUACGCAAGUUUCAACAUGCACGUCGACGCCACCUUCUCCGCCCAUGUGGUACUCGUCGGCCAGUACCUCCCCUUCAACCCGAACACAGCCGAGGCCGUGAGGGCUCUCUUUGUUAAGCGCGCCCACCUGAGCUCCUGGGAUGACUUUUCCAUCCAGGGCAAGGCAAGAGAGCAGCUCAAGGCAGCGUUCAAGGUGGCGUUAACGUCGCUGGCUCAGUUGUUUAUGGUUCAUGAAACCGGACCGUACCUUGAAGGGAAACAAGCUAACUAUGCUGAUCUGAUCGUGGGUGGGUGGCUAAACAUGCUCUCCGCCACCAUGCCCGAGGAGGAAUGGAAGGAUUUCAGGACGUGGCACAGUGGGGUCUUCGCUCGACUACAUGAUACCUUGCAGGAGAAUUACUUCGAGUGUAAAUAG